Harmonia axyridis is the source of this 2825-nucleotide messenger RNA. Its product is annotated as tachykinin-like peptides receptor 99D. Gene Ontology annotation, molecular function: tachykinin receptor activity. NCBI's taxonomy places the organism in Eukaryota, Metazoa, Arthropoda, Insecta, Coleoptera, Coccinellidae. The record is from RefSeq and is a predicted model, not a curated record. Gene Ontology annotation, cellular component: plasma membrane. Bases 310 to 1608 code for a protein of 432 amino acids. The transcript has 9 exons. Gene Ontology annotation, biological process: G protein-coupled receptor signaling pathway.
CGACAGCAGUUUCGCGCUCGACUCCACUGCGAUCGAGGCCAGGACUUCUUUACCAAACGGAAAAGCAGUUGUCGAACUUUCGUGACUUUCGUUCUUUUCGGUACGUCCUUGUUCCUUUUUGGAAAUUUUCAACAUUUCGGAAGUGUACAUCCAGAUCAUUCUACUUCAGAAGUUUCGGCCGUUAGGCAAACAAGUAUGCGAAGGAUUGAGCAAGCACAGGAAUGUUCAGGCGAGGGAUUCCAAGAGGACAUAAUGUUCUUCGUAACUUGAACGGUUCCGAUACCUCAAAUCGUAAUCAGACGGUCUAAGAUGACUUCGACCUUUCCCGCAGAAGAGUACGGAUUUCCUUUCUUCAACAAUUUCACGACAGAGGGAGCCCUGCCCAACUUUUCAACCAGUUUUUACAACGACAGUUUUCAAGAGACGAAUAGAUUCAUCCUUCCAGUAUGGCGUCAGGUUUUAUGGACCAUUCUUUAUGGCAGUAUGGUCAUAGUAGCAACUGGAGGCAACCUGAUAGUGAUUUGGAUUGUUUUAGCCCACAAACGAAUGAGGACAGUCACGAACUAUUUUUUACUGAACCUGUCCAUAGCAGACACGAUGGCUUCGACCCUUAACGUGACCUUCAACUACGUCUACAUGCUGAAUUCCCAUUGGCCUUUCGGCGAGUUAUACUGCAAAAUCACGCAGUUCAUUGCGAUGUUGUCGAUCUGCGCUUCGGUCUUCUCACUGAUGUCCAUCUCUAUUGACAGGUACAUGGCCAUCAUGAAACCUCUACGUCCCCGCAUGGGACGCACAGUCACCUUGCUCCUGGCCUUGAGCACCUGGGUCGUCGGCUUCAUCGUCGGCCUGCCAUCCUGGCUCUUCUACAAGACCUACCAUUUCCCCAUCUCCGACACCGAGGAAAGGAUCAUCUGCUUCUCUGAGUGGCCGGACGGCAUGACCAACGAGUCCAUGAUGGAGUACAGCUACAACCUGGCCUUUCUGUUCGUGACAUACGUGGUUCCCAUCGGAUCGAUGACGUUCACUUAUGCCAGGAUAGGAAAGGAGUUGUGGGGAUCGCAGAGCAUCGGAGAGUGCACACAACGACAGAUGGAGAACAUCAAGAGCAAACGAAGGGUGGUGAAGAUGAUGAUGGUUGUAGUGAUAAUAUUCGCCGUUUGUUGGCUACCAUAUCAACUCUACUUCAUCGUGACUUCCUAUUUUCCCGACAUAACUAACACCCCGUAUAUCCAAGAGACCUACUUGGCCAUCUACUGGCUGGCCAUGAGCAACUCAAUGUACAACCCCAUGAUCUACUGUUGGAUGAACGCAAGAUUCAGAAGGGGCUUCAAACAAUUCUUCUCGUGUCUUCCCUGCGUCCACGUGACACCAGCUACCCUCACCAGGAGAGAGGUCCUGACUGGCAGAAAGAGGUCCUGUUCCGGUUCGCCCGAUCACAAUCGUAUCACAAGAAAUGGGACGCUUCGAAUCACGUUCAUGACGACCCGUCCUAGCCCCACAGCAUCCACAAACACGUGCUAUUCCAACGUACAAGACGACGCGACCAGUCAGGCCUUCUCCAAGAGGAAAUGGAGCGGCAUGGAGAUGAAACAGUUUCCUUCCUCUUGACGCAAGAGACAUCUCGGGGAGAUGGACGUAACUUCGAUGCAGGAAAGAAGGGAAUGGAUCUGAUACAAGUCCUCGCGAUCCACCUGCACCAGAUGGAAUCGCGAGGCGAGCCGAAUGACCGUUGUACCAGACGAAAACAUCUGAAUUUGUGGACAAUUUGCACCGUUUUCUCCCAACCUGAUUGGAUUUGUACUGUUUUUGUACUGUUUCGUUGUUCAGACAUCGAAAAUUCGUGGAAGAUUCGUCCAAAAAGUUUCAUGGCCCAUGAGGGGAUCGAACCCGCGACCUUCGCGUUAUUAGCACGACGCUCUAACCAACUGAGCUAAUGGGCCAGACGGUUAUUGAUGUGUUGGUAAUCUUGAUGUACAAAAUUGGUCAUAUAAACUAAAAAGUUUACGAUUAUGAUAAUUGAUAAUUAUUGUAUUUGUAUACGUCUGAAUCCACUUCUCAUUUGAUCUUCAGCUCCAAAUUCAUCAAAUAUUCUUGCGUCAAAUACGAUUGAAACAUUAUUACCUAUAUAUUUUUAAUGUGAUGAUGUGGACUAAUAUCUCAAUAAUAGGUAUAUGGACUUAAUUAUUUGUGAGACUGAAAAUUAAGUUGGAGCAUGUAAAAUUUUCUGUAGUAGGCUAUUUUAUUCACACGAAUGUUUUUUGUUGAAGUCUGCGUGUUCGUAUUCUGCUGAGGAAAUUUGUUCGAAGUUUUUAAGGGGAAAAUCGAGCGCUUAUAUGUACCUACCCAACCUGAGUGUGAUAAAUAAUCAACUACAAAUCCAAUCGAAUUAAUAAUACUCAAAUAACUGUUAUUUUUCUACGAAAAUGCUAUAUAACUGCUUUGAACUGAUGUUCCUUAUAUUUUCUCCAAAUUUCUCGAAAAAUUCAAUCACAUAUCUUACCAUAGAAAGAUAUAACUUUUUAAUACUUUUUCCCAAAGAAGAAACCAAAGAAGAAAUAAAAUGUCAUCGUUGACCAUAUUCUAUGAAACCAGUAAAAAUCCGGAAAAAUCCUUCAUCUAAGUUUCUUUGAACAUAAAUGUAAAUUUCGAAUCUUAAGGAUGUGAUGUAGAGAGAUUGAAACGUCUCAUCAUAUGUGUAAUUAUGUAAUAUAGGACUUGUGUGAAAAUAUUCUAUGGAUCUUGUGUUAUAAAUUUCUGAGAAAUCCUCAGAAGAACCAAAUGGUAAAACCAUAUUAUGUAGAUAGGUGAAUAAAAAAUGAAUGAUU